Anopheles coustani is the source of this 1330-nucleotide messenger RNA. RefSeq names its product prostaglandin E synthase 2 (gene Su(P)). The transcript is spliced from 3 exons. The coding region runs from base 95 to 1270 and encodes 391 amino acids. The record is from RefSeq and is a predicted model, not a curated record. NCBI's taxonomy places the organism in Eukaryota, Metazoa, Arthropoda, Insecta, Diptera, Culicidae. Gene Ontology annotation, cellular component: mitochondrion. Gene Ontology annotation, molecular function: prostaglandin-E synthase activity.
UAUGAGAAAACAAGCAAUUUUUAUCGGGAGUUCGGUUGCACUUUGAUUAAAGCAAAAAGGAAAACCAUCGCCCGUGUUCGUAUACAUUUACGUAAUGGCAACGUUCCGUUUGGGCACUAUUGCGACGAUAACGGCGAGAUUUCCUCUACAGAAUGUGACCAAAGUGCAGCGGAUUGGUUUGGUACGUCGUUUGGCUACGGGAGGAGCACCGAAAAAGCCCACAAGUACACUCGGUCUGGCGCUGAAAGGUGUCGCGGUCGGUGCUCUGGUUGGAACGGGUUGGUCCGGCUACAACUACUUCAAAGGUGGAGUGACCGAUCAUAUGCUUCACGAGCAUGUGGGACCGAAGGUUCUUGAUAAGCUACCGAAUGUGAAGAUUAUGCGCCAAAUCGUCAAUCCGAAGGAUGAUUCUGGUCUGGAUUUAGUAUUGUUUCAAUUUCAAACCUGCCCGUUCUGCUGCAAGGUAAGAGCGUUUCUAGAUCACAGUGGACUCUCCUAUUCGGUGGUUGAGGUGGACGCCGUUCUCCGUCAGGAUAUACGGUGGUCGGAUAGCAAAAAAGUACCGAUCCUGUUGGCAAAAACCAAAAACGGAAAGUAUGUUCAAUUGACAGACUCGAGUAUGAUCGUCUCCGCGAUAUCCAGCUAUCUUCGCGACAAGACACAGGACAUCGGGGAACUGGCCACGUACUACCCAUCCAUAUCGUACGAAAAUGACGCUGGCAGAAAGGUUUUCGACAUCAUGAACAAAUAUUUCCUGAUGUUCCAAGAGAAGAAAGUUGAUCCACGAUCGAAGGAAGUGCAAGAAGAGGAGCGAAAAUGGCGCGCAUGGGCAGACGAUCAUCUCGUGCACUUGAUCUCCCCCAACGUGUACCGCACGAAAGAGGAAGCGCUGGAAACUUUUGAAUGGUUUUCCGACGUCGGCGAUUGGAGCAUCCAUUUUCCCAAAUGGGAGCGCGAUCUGAUGGUCUACGUGGGGGCAUUUGCAAUGUGGGGCAUUAGCAAACGUCUCAAAAAACGUCACGAGCUCAGCGACGAUGUACGAUCGCAUAUUUACGACGCGUGCGACAAAUGGAUCAAUGAGGUGGAGAAGAAGAAAAGCACCUUUUUCGGUGGCUCGCAGCCCAAUCUAGCCGAUCUGGCAGUGUUUGGUGUCCUCAAUAGCAUGGAAGGAUGCCAGGCAUUUAAAGAUUGUUUGGAAAACACGAAAAUCGGUCCGUGGUUCUAUGCCGUUAAAGAGCAGGUAAUGAAAAAUCGUGGAAAAGUACUUUAAGGAUUCAUCGGUUGUGGUUUGUUAGUAUUUUAAAUGCCGUUGACUCAAAAUAAAAAGAUG